GUGCAAUAGUAUUGUCAAAGCAUCUGAAAGCAGAAUGGACACCAGAAUUUUGAUUCUUGCUUUACAUCUUUCUUCAUUAUCUUUCCAGAAAGCUGACUCUGAUCUGGAUUACAUUCAAUACAGGCUGGAAUAUGAAAUCAAGACUAAUCAUUCUGAUACAGCAGGCAAGAAAAAUCCAGUUACACUCUUAAAGGAAUUGUCAGCAAUAAAGUCUCGAUAUCAAACUUUGUAUGCCCGCUUUAAACCAAUUGCUGUAGAGCAGAAAGAGAGUAAGAAUCGCAUUUGUGCUACUGUCAAUAAGACUAUGACCAUGAUACAAGAACUACAAAAGCAAACAGAUGUGGAGCUGUCACCACUGACUAAAGAAGAGAAAACUGCAGCAGAGCAAUUAAAAUCUUUUGUGUCAGACUUAUGAAGAAGUGGACUUGUAAAAGGGAAUUCUAAUGGAGAGGAGAUCCACUCCAGAAAGAUUUAAGAAGAUGUCUUGUUAGCACUUGAUGAUUAGAAGUGGGGAGAUGGAAGAGGAGAUUUGGCUUGGUUAACUGGAUAGUGAUGCCUUUCACAAGAGAGAGCCCUGUAAGAAGGGCAGAUAUUACAUGAAUAAAGUUAAGCCAGAAACAUGGAAUGGGAAUAAAGGGAUUUAAAAAUAUGUAUGCAUAUACAGUCUUAUAAUUUCAGACAAGGAAGUCAUGUAACACUAUUUUGUAUUUGUUUCUGUGUAAUUGGGAUAAAAUGGAUGUCCUGGCCUAUCAUAAAAGGAUAUUUAUGUACAAUUGGUCAGUCAGAUAGGAAUGAGCAUGCUUUGGAAAUUAAAGGAUAGAAAAAAAUAUUUGUAUUAUAUUGUACAUUAUAUAUAUGUAUAUAAUUUUAUUUUUGAAAAUUUUUGAUUACAGGUAAUGGUCACAUUUGAUGAGACUGCCAAUAUGUGACCUAGAGUCCUCCAUAAAAGCUAACAUUAGUAAUAAUAAAUUGGCUUUUCUCUGACGGCCUCACUUUUA
Messenger RNA from Suricata suricatta (meerkat), 998 nucleotides. It is a transcript of the gene SKA2, whose product is annotated as spindle and kinetochore associated complex subunit 2. The record is from RefSeq and is a predicted model, not a curated record. Gene Ontology annotation, cellular component: outer kinetochore; spindle microtubule. The coding region runs from base 35 to 415 and encodes 126 amino acids. Gene Ontology annotation, biological process: cell division; mitotic cell cycle; chromosome segregation. Lineage: Eukaryota; Metazoa; Chordata; Mammalia; Carnivora; Herpestidae. The transcript is spliced from 4 exons. Gene Ontology annotation, molecular function: microtubule binding.